AUGACGACCAUUUGUUUGACCAAUUAUUCAUCUUCGUACUUUGCAGGAAAUGUUACGAUCACCGUUAAGUGCGAGGGGUACAAAUGUUCAAAUCUGUUUCAAAGAUACGAACAUAAACUAAAAAAGCCCACUGGAGGCAAAAUUUACUUAUACAAUGGAAGCUCUUAUUUUACAUCUUAUUUGUAUAGCUAUGCUACUUUACAACCUGAGAACGGGUAUAAAUCGUCUGAGCUUGAGAAGGUGUAUAUAUAUGUCAAUCGGUUUGAUUCGAAUAAGAGUUUUCUUCUAUGGGCAUUUUAUUUUAAAAAUGGCAGUCCACCAGUUCAGAAUAGGUACUAUCCAUACUCUGACCUUAAUCCCGCACGAUCAACAACUAUGAACAUAACCGGAUUAAAUACGUUCAAAGAAGAAUCGGACAUACUGUGCGCGCUGCUACAGGAAAACGAUUCUCUACCCGGGUUAUUGACGUACGAUAUCAUGAAAAGGCCCGCCCCUAACAAUGGCAACGGCGGCACCAACUGCAAGUACAACUGCAACAAGAUCAGCGUUACGAACGACACAAGCACCAACGCGAACGGGAACGGGGAACCGAAAGUGGGCGCCGGGUUCACGCGAUAUAAACACACCCCGACUACCCUGAACAACGGGAACAACAACAACGGGGACAAACCCGCUUGCAUGAUAUACCGGUGCCAGACGCUCAUGGGCGGUAACGGCACCCAGGCCCAGACCCAGGAGCUCCCCGAAAUACAGGGCCAAAAAUACACGUGCGUAAGCGUAUACUUCGGGUGCAAAGCUAAGCGUAACGGAGCGGGUGCCAGCACGGCCGGUAAGAGCGCCGGUGCGUGCCCGGCACCCACUACUAGUGGGAGCGAGGGUGCCGCGUGUAAACCGGGUUCCAGUACCUGCUCCCCAGCUACCGGCGAGGGUACGUGCCCGCCCGCACCCACCGAACCCACCUCCCCGUGCAACCAGGACGUCCCGCUGCUCCUGGAACUGCACAGGAACGGCACGAACGGUGCUAGUGGCGACAACAACCCCCAGUACUACGCGCAUUUCCGUAGUACCAACGGCGCCCAGAAAAACGGUAACGGCCCCGAUAAGUACUACUGGGUACAGCUCCCCUGUGGGAAUGGCGCUGAUGGACGCACGAACGGUGACUGUGUGCUGAAGAACCUGCUGGAGGAUAUUGGUUUGCACACCAAGAAACAGAACGGGGCGAGCCAUAACGGGCACGAAACGCUAAAACAACUGCUAAAACAGGCGUUGAAGAACGGCGUAACGGAAGCCCAUAACGCCGACUUGUCCACAGAGCUACAAAAAAUGACAGGCCAGAACCUAACCAAACUGCUCGGCCAGCCUGUGAACGGGUCCCCAGGGGAGAACGGCCGGCAGAACGGCCAGAACACCCUAAUAACACUACUGCUCAAACGAAUCGAGUUCAACGUUACGGACUCCGUAGUGGUUCUGCUGGACAAAAAGUGCAAGAACGGGGGCCAUAACGGGGGCCAGGACGGCAGUUACGGCGACCCCGAAAUCUCCACCGCCGUCUCCAACCUGGAACCCAACGGACGCGGAACACGAGUCAACCGCCUGAAACUGAACGGUGCGGGCGGCGGCACCAAGAUAACGGUGACCGACGUUACUACCAGUAACGGCGACCCAAACCCGGUGUGCCAGUGCCUCGCCAAGUGCCUCAAGAAAUACGGGUACUGCGUAAUACAGCACGAUUUUUCCCAGGCCGUCAAUACCAAACUGGGCCAGGGGUGCUCGGCGGGCCUGCGUUUGCUGAUACCGGCCAGGGAUAACGGGCGUGGUAACGGUGGCGUGGGAACCAACGGCCAGAACAACACCAAGUACCGGGAGCUCAAACUUUACCCGAGCGAUAAACAGACGGACCCUGCGCACCUGCAGUACCUGUACUACACCAAGGGCGCGGGUUCGGAAGGGUCGGCCGCCUGCACGACCGCCUGCACUACCUCUACGACCGGCCACACCUGCUCCAAGACCCAAAACGCCCAGAUAUGCUCCAGGCUGUACGUGGUGUUUUACAAAAGCGUGGGUGGCACGAGUACGGGCGGUAACACGGGCGACCCUAGACCACUACUACUGGGCUACGGAGGCUGCUGGUACCGCCCCAAGGACAAGAACGGGUAUUUCGACACGUGGGUCCAAAUACAGGGCGUGGAGAAGACGGGCGCGUGCGAGUGCUCGGACGGGGGCGCAGGUGCGAACUGCCAAAAACACGAGAAACUACUCUGCGAGCUAACAAAAGUGGUCGGUUUCUUGAACACCGUCGACCUGUUCCAGCACCCGAACUCAGGAGGGGAGGCCGGUCAGACCCAGUGCCAGCCCGGUCAACAGGGCGCCGGUACCCCUACCCAGUGCCAGGCCGCCCCUACCAGUGGCCAAACCACCUGCCAAAGCGAGACCAGUGGCACCGCUAAGACGUGCACGUACGAGGUGCACAAGUUCGAUGGCAAGCCCAUCAGAGUUCAGGUCACCUGCCAGGACGUACCGACCACACAGCCGCCCACCGCCAGUUCGGGGUGCUACAAGAAGCUCACCCACAAGCCGGCCGGGUUGGGAAACGGGUCCGGCGACGCGUCCAGUGCCUCUAACGGCGCCACGGGGUUUAGACUGGGCGACGUCGUCUACCGCGGGAACGGGUGCACCGGCGGCAAACCUCAAGGCACCAUCAAGUACUACGGGAACGGCGACCCGAACGCCCUCGCCGCCCAGAACAACAAAUGGUCACCCCUACUGCAGGUAACCGUGUACUACUACAAACACGACACGGGGCACUGCGAUCCCCUGCUCGUCGAACUGGAGUUUGCCAAGGUGGCGGCUAACGGGCUACAGAACGGCGCCAACGAUAACAAGGAGUACUAUUAUCUCAAGGAACGCAACGGGUCUGGCGGAAAGUUGGUGUGGGAAAAGGACUCGGGCGCCUCCGAAAAGGUCAAGCCGGGGUGCCUGACCCGUUACUUGGACGGUAUACGCUACUGCCUCAAAAAGGUGGUGCGGAUACGCCUGGAGUGCAAGGGCACGAACGGGGGCCAGGGGUACGCGCUGGAGGGCCGUAACGCCAAAAACGGACAGGGCCAGUUCUCGCCUAUUAAAAACGGCGUUCCCCCUACCAACGGGAAAAUCGACGUUAAAGUAUGCGAGUGCCAGUGCCCCGCCCUAACCGCUCGAAAGUACAAGUGCCUGAAACACGGGCUUACAGAGGCGCUAAAAUCCGUCCACUACCAGGUGGCCGGGCUGGUUUUUACAUUGCCCGGGAGAAACGGCGAUACGUCCGCAGGAGGCAAGGCGGUGGAGAUCCCGCUGUAUUCGGCGGCGGGCUCUGAAGAGCAGGGUUUAGGGUCGAGUUGUUCCACCGUUCCAGGUCAGCCCAGCGUGCCUGCCGCCCCGGAGACCUGCCCGCCCGCCUCGAAACUCGUUAAACCCGGCCAACCCAUCACCACCCUGUACAACAGCUGCAUGGGCGACGUGUACGUGUAUUUUUACGCGAGCGGGGGCGGUACGAGCGGGUCGGACACUGAUACCGUCCCGCUGAUGCUCCGGUACAACGGGUUUUUUUACAAGCCGGAGAGCCGCGAUUGUUAUUUCGACCGGUGGGUCUGCGUCGACGCACUGGCCGCCACUAAGGGCUGGUGCUGCUGCCCCGGCCAGGACACUGCUCAGGAAACCGAUUGCACAGGCGAUUGCCAAACACUGGCCGACCAACUAGACUCCGUGAACGAGUGCCUGAACCGCGUAGACCUAGACAAGUCCAGUAAGACCAACGGUUCGGUCGCGGGACAGGGGUACGGCCUCCCCGAGAGCAACGGGGGCAACGGGGGCCAUAAACUGGCCGACUCGGUGGGCAACGUCCGGGUGUGCCUGACCAAGCAGACACCCGCGGGUACCGACGCCAAGAAAGCCUACGUGAAGGUCGUCCACCGCACGAAGAACGGGUUUCGAAUAGGCUGCCUGACCUAUUGCGGGAAGGAGAUCACGCAGGACGGGGUGACCCCGACCGCCCUGAGCAACGGCCAGUGUAACGGGCCGGGUAGCCCGGGCGUGGGAGCCACCUGUAACGGUGGGAGUGCGGCCGAUGCGGGGGCAACGGGUAAUGGCGCGAUCAGGGUCGCUAAAGGCACCGGUGGACCCAACGGCAACGGGAACCACAAAAACCUGGUCACCACGUGUGGGUGGAACACGGUGGUCGUUUACUACUCCACGAGCGACAAAUGUUACUCGUUGCCGCAGCUGAUCGUGCUGCUCAGGACGGAUAGCAAGGUGGAGGGUCAACAGACGGUGACCACUAAAACCGGCAAGUACGGCUACUACUUGCUCUAUAACGGGGGUCGUGGCCCCGGGCACCGGUUGGAGUACAAGUGGGUCGAGGUUGGCGGUGACGACAAAUCGGGUGUCACACUCGACGAUGCGACUGAUUUCUCAUUACUAAACUCAGCAGUGAUAUUGCUGGAACGGACGGUCGGCAAGAGCGGCGGGAAGUACAACGAUGAACAGAUCAACCAGGCCGUAGAGAGCGCCAUUCAAAACAAAUCUUUAAAGGAGUCACCCGGCUACACUGGGCAGGUUAACCGCCUCACCGGCAAAGACAUUACGGUUAAGGACGAGACAGAAACGGGUGGAGCGACCCACAAGUGUCUUGAGGGUACGGGGUUCAAGGUUAUGACCCACGAUCUGACCCCGUUUGUCAAGCUUAAUGGGCCUUUUAAGGACAAGCUUAACGGGGUGACGCUCAUCACGGGACUAAAGUUCGUGAUACCCGAUUCCGGCGAAACUGGCUCCUACAAGUCAGUCAAGCUGUGCCCCAACGGUGACGAUACCAGCUGCUCGAACGAGGAGCGCCACUACUACAUAAACGGCAAUAACAAAAUCCGCGUGUUUUUUUACGGUUCAGAUCCGCGACCAUUGAUACUGUGCUACGGCAGUAACGUUUACACCCCCAAGGACAAGAACGGGUACAACCUACAACAGUGGCAAAGGCUACAGGAGGUAACAAAGUGUGUUUGCAAUGGCCAGGUAACUAGCGGCGAUUCAAACGAGAAGCUCCUAAAGGCGCUUGUAACCACCGUGGGCUUUUUGAACACCGUCGAGUUGCAGCUGUACCCGGGUAUGAGUAACGGAGCCAAAAGCACGUGCGAGAACGGUCAACAAAGCCCCGGUACCGCUACCGAGUGCAAAAACGGCGCCAACAACACGUGCAAGUACGCGGUCCACAAGUUUGAUGGCAAAAAGAUAUUGGUCCAUAUGACAUGCGAGCCCGUGUCUUCAACCGGUUCCAGCUGUUACAGCAGGCUCACCCACGUACCGCUAGGGACGGAAAACGGCGCAGGAAACGGCAACGGAUUCAGGCUAGGAAAUAUAGUACACACCGCCGACAAAUGCAAGCUGGACUAUUACAAUACUGGGAACAAUGUCAGCGACGAGAACAAGUGGAAGCCCCUCGUGGAGGUUAUUGUGUACUACUACAACGAGGACACAACUUACUGCGAUCCACUACUGGUGGUUUUGGAGUUCAAGCCUAACGGGGCUGACAGCACAAACGCCAAGGAAUAUUACAAGCUAAAGACCCGCAAUACAGACAGUAUGGAGUGGGAAAAAGACCAGGAGGCCAAAUGCGUCGUAGAUAACUCGGAAGAGCUGGUCAAACACCUCGACUCCAUCAGGCUGUGUCUUAAACAGGUUGUCCGGAUACGCCUCGAGUACAACGGGACAAACAGCAAUAAUAAGUACGCGCUUAUGGGCAGGUCCGGUAAAGACAGCACCAAAAACGGUUUUAACACUCCUAUUAACGGCACCGCUCCUGGUAGCGAGGUUAAAGUCGAUGUCUGCGAGUGCCCAGGAUGCCAACCCCUGUCUGGCCGCAACUACAAGUGCCUGAAACACAAACUGGUGGACGCGCUGGAUAACAAACAACACCAAGUAGCAGGACUGGUUUUUACUCUCCCCGGUACAAACGGGGUUGGAGGCGCUGGAGACAAGCCGAUUGUUAUCCCGCUUAUUGGAGCUAAAGGCCAAAAAAACGCCCAAACGAGCUGUUCGGCUAGUCCGCCCGCGGCUGGUCCGCCAGGUGGUACGACAUGUUCACCCGGCGCCAAACCAGAACCAGAAAAAUCCACUACGUUGCUGUACAACAAAUGCAUGGGCGACAUAUGCGUUUACUUCUACGCGAGCGGGGGCGGUACAAGCGGGUCGGAGACGGACACAGUGCCGCUGAUGCUGCACUUUAAUGGGCAAUUUUACAAACCAGAAACCCGCGAUUGUUAUUUCGACCGGUGGGUCUGCGUCGACGCACUGGCCGCCACUAAGGGCUGGUGCUGCUGCCCCGGACAGGACGCUGUCCACGGCGCCGAUUGCCAAAAACUCGCCGAUGAACUCGACUCCGUGAACGAGGCGCUGAACCGGAUCGACCUCGACCCCGAGAAGGCCAAGAAGGCAAGCUCAGGUACUGGAUACGGGCUCCCCGAUAAUAACGGGGGUGGCAGUAUAAAAGGUUAUAAACUGUCCGAAUCUGUGGGCAACGAGCGCGUCACCCUGAAGGAGCAAAAGGGUCCCUCAGCCGACCCCGCCUACAAGCGCAUUAUACACCGUACGAAGAACGGGUUUUGGAUCGGCCAGCUGAUGUACAACCAGAAGGAGAUAGUGACACAGGGCAUAACCCCGAACGGUACUGCAGGUGCACAGAACGGUUCGGAGACCAAGAUCCCUGUCUCGAGCGGCACCACCAAAGACAACGGGAACCACACCAAACUCGUUAGCGCAAACAAGUGGAACACGGUGGUAGCGUACUACUCUUGCACCGAUAACGAUCUCAAGCUCCCGCAGCUGAUUGUCAUCUUGAAGACAGACAAAAAGGUUCAGAACGGCGACGACACAGUGACGGGAUCCGGCAAGUACGGCUACUACGUGAUCUCGAGCGCGGGUACCGCCGGAACAGAGUACGAGUAUAAGUGGCGCCUGGUGGAAAACGGCGAAUUGACCCAAUCGGGUGUCAAGCUGGACGACAAAACUGAUUUCUCAUUACUAAACUCAGCAGUGAUAUUGCUGGAACGGACGGUCGGCAAGAGCGGCGGGAAGUACAACGAUGAACAGAUCAACCAGGCCGUAACUAAGGCGGGUUUGACAUCUCCAGGGAAUAAGAAGGGCCAGAUAAAUAGGCUAAAUGGUAGGGAUAUUACUGUCGAAGACGAGACAAAAACGGGUACCCACCAGUGCCUCAAGGACACCGGUUUCAAGGCGAUGAGCCACGAUAUCACUAAGCUGAUAGAACUGGACGGAAAUCUCAAGGACAACCUGUCUAACGUGACGCUCAUAACGGGCAUCAAGUUGCUGAUACCCACAGCCCUUGGAUGCGGCGAGUACAAACGGGUGACGCUCAAGGACAAUAACACGGGCGGUGUCGUUCUCAGUAACGGGUAUACCGACGCCAGCAUCAAGUACCAUCAGAAAGGCCAGGAUAAGGUGUGUGUGUUUUUUUACAGCUGCGACCCGCGACCGCUCCUGGUGUGUUACAACGGGUGGGCGUACGCGCCCAAAGACAAGAAAUGCUACUUCGACGAGUGGGUCAAGGCAAAAGAGGUAACGGAGUGCAAAUGUACAGACUCACCGUCUGAUAAUUGCAAGAUCCUGGUGGCGCUGGUCAAGGUCGCCGAUUUCCUCAACCCGGUGCGACUUCAAAUCACUCCACAAUCCGGCGAGGUACGAAGGCUCAGUACCGGUAAAUCCAGGUACUACUACGUGCACUCGUUUGACGGCCAGGGCAUAAGGAUCGGGAUAGAAGCUCAAAAGGCCGAUGAAUCGUUUUGUUACAACGGGUAUACACACACGCAUUCUGGCGUUGGAUGCGGCGGACAGGGGUUCCGCCUGGGCGAUAUUUGGCACGGCAAAAAAUGCAUCAAGGAAAACGGAUCCACUACAAAAAGUUCCAAUGGAAACGGCACGUGCAUUUCAGCCUCCGAUGUCAACGACUCCAAAAACCACAAAGCUUCCCCCGAGGUCGUCGUUUUUUACUACAAAGGCGACAAAAACCACGAGCACCCCCUGCUCGUCGCGCUUAGGAACCCUGCCUGGUGCUUUUACUAUAAUACAUACUUUGAGCUCACGAAGAAGUUUGACCCGGGCCAGCAGAAAAAGUACACAAAAAACAAGAACGGCAACGGAAUAGACCUCGGUAACACCAGCCCCGACGGCGAGCUGGCCAAAAAGCUCGACUCUAUACUGUUCAAGAUUAGCAAGAAACUGCAAAUCGUGCUGAGCACGCGCCCCGUGCCGACCGAGUACAAGCCCGGCCAGAACGGGUUAAUCACUGACGUUUUUGAUACCGGCACGGGCGACAAGAGUUCAAACCAAAAGGCGGCGAAACAGUUAUUCGACGUAAAAACCAGGAUACUCAAAGAGGUGGCCGAUGAACUCGAAAAAACCUCUAAGACAACAGCCACCAACGCCCUUACAACCGGCAAGCCCCUCGCCACUAGGGACGCGCUGCUGCACCAUGUGACCCUUAAGGCCAGUUAUCAGGCCAAGCUGUGCGACAACAAAGGGCAACCCUCAGCCCCGCCCGAACCCAAUGCUACCGAAAUCCCAGUGGAGGAAGUGAACUGUCCCGGCCUGAAACCAGGGGGGUACCGCUGUUUCAAACAUGACCUCGUCAGCGCCAACCAUAUCGAGUCGGUGGGCGGGCUGGUCCUGCGCGUGUUCGCCAAACAUACGGGUGGUGGACCGGGUACCCAAAGCGCAAAUGGCAAGUGCCAGCCCUGCCCCAAGCAGGGAGAAGGCCAGGGUAACGAGGGCCUAGAGUUGUGCACCGGCCAGACCACGAGUGACGGCGAAACCGGGUGCAAAAACGGCAAAAACGGGUGCAAAAACGGCAAAAACGGCCAGUCAGUACAGCUGUCGUACACCACCUGUAAGGGCAAUUUGUACGUGUUCUUCUACGGCGAGGACCCCAGGCCGCUGAUGCUGUGCUACAAUGACCACGCGUACCGGCCCGUGUGCAUGGACGAGUAUUGCAAGCAGUGGGUUAGGGUGGGCAACGGCGCCCAAAAAGCGGUCAGUUGCUUUUGCAGUGACCAGGGCCAACAAACGGGCAGGAAGGGUGAGCCCAAGUUCAACACGCCGGCGCUGCUCCCCGAGCUCUACAGGGUGUCCGUGCUCCUGAACCCCGUUUAUCUGUGCCUAACCCAGCGUGCCAUCAGUACGCUGAAGCCGAAGCGGCCCGAUCAGCAGCCGGGAUCGGCGGACGGGUCUUCAAGCGCGUCAGGCCCCCAAGCCGCCGCCGACGACUACACCUACCUAACCCACAACUACCCGCCCGACCCGGUUCGGGUGCGCGUCACCACCCAGGACCUGCAGUGCUACCGGCGCUACACGCACAAGCCGGAGCACGAGGGGUUCAGGCUGGGCCGGGUGACGUACGCCCAGCCGCCCUGUCCCGAGGGUGCGGGUGCGGGUCAGGGGACGGGCGCGGUGAACGGGCCCUCUUGCCCAUCCUCGCCCGCCGCCACCACCGCCCCUACUACUACCACCACCACUACCCAGGCGUUCUGCUUCAAGUACGCACCCGAAAAACAACUGCAAACCGUGUGUACGUACUACUACAUGUACGACUGCGCCCACUAUUGGCCACUGGUGGUCGAGCUCGGCUUCAAGGGCCGGCCGAGCGAGUGGUGGCGGUUGUGCUCCGGGCCACAGGAAGGGGGUGGUAACGUAGCUAAUACGGGUGGUAGCGGUAACGGAGGGGGUGGCUCCACCGCCGCCUCCACCGGCAACGGGUCACCCACUACCUCCUCUGACUCGUCUGGCCCGGCGCCCUCGAAGCCGCCUACCACCGGGCUGAAGUGGGUCCCGAUGACCGCCCGCCCCGGUCAGACUGGUACGGGUGCGGGUCAAACGGGCACGGGCGCGGGCCACACGAAUACAGGGACGGGCACAGGGACGGGGGACAGCUGUUCCGACGCCCAGUCCCCCCAAAACGGGGCCGCCAAGCCCGCCGCUACCCAACCCGGGGCUAACGGUGACUGCCCCGAGUGCCCGCCCCCUGGAGCUGCUGCUACGGGUACGGGUGGCGCCCAACCCGGCCAUAACGGCAACGGCCAUACCACUACCCAGAACAACAACGGCAACCACGCCCAGAACGGCAACGGCAACAACGGCACCGCCCACACCACGGACCAAACCUCCCAGGAACAGCGCGAAAAGCGCGAACAAACGUGCGCGCGCGACGCCGCGUUUGCCCGAGACGCCCGGGAAAUAGAAAACAAACUGGGAAAAACGGUGCUCGGCAUACCUGCCUACCCCCGCAACUACCCCGGGCUCGAGAUUGAUCUGCGGGAACUCAUAGAACGGCGCGCCUACGAGAUACGCAAGUCGUUGGGCAUCGAGUACGGUUCCAAGGAUAAGGGCAGGUUGAUAAUGGAAACGGAUAGUAACUGCCAGGAGGAGUCGAUAAUGGCGUACUUGGUGGGCGGGGGCGUGUUCGGCGCGGCCGGCGGCAGCGGCUGGAAGUUGGUGACGAUGGUGACGGGGAUGACGAGAAUAGCAAUUCUGGAAGCAAAAAUUUGUGACUGGGCGGCAAUUUCAACAAAUUGCCAACAUAAGUCGCUGGAUUUACAAACACUAUGA
Molecule: messenger RNA, 10641 nt
Organism: Theileria orientalis strain Shintoku
Lineage: Eukaryota; Apicomplexa; Aconoidasida; Piroplasmida; Theileriidae
Exons: 2
Coding region: 1-10641 (3546 amino acids)
Source: RefSeq, a predicted model, not a curated record